CUUGCAACGCAGGUUUUAGUCUAUUCUCUAAUCUCUCGCUUCACAAUUCACAUGGCUCUGGAAGCUUACGCAGCAGCAAACCCUGACAAAAUCCACACAGAUGUCCUCACCAAAGCUAGGGAUUCUUGUUACAAGGCUCGUGAUGCGUUCUAUGCCUGCCUGGAGAAGGAAUCGGACAAGAAGCCCACAGAGAUUGCAUCUGUGGGUUUGUUAUACCCAUUAGAAUGCAAAGAGUGCAGGAAUGAAUAUGUCAAACAGUGCCGAUCUUCUUGGGUGAAACAUUUCGAUAGGCAAUACUGCCAGAACAAGAGGGUUCAGAGACUUUUGGAUGACAAAGGGUCCCGGAGAGGUCCGUUGACGCUCCCACAGCCUUACACUUUCAAACCCAUUGCUUGAAUUUUAUCAAUAAUUCCAUGUAGAAAUAGUAGUAAUAAUGGGUCACAAUGCUGAUUCCCCUUAUAGCUUAAGCAUGACUCUUUGCUGUACAUUCUCUAUGUGUUGUCUACUUUGAGUUCUUACUAGUUACUAUUUCAUGUUGUGUUGAAUGAUUUUUCAUUUAUUUUUAAUAUCACACUGCAAUUAGAAUAAAUAUCUGUCUCUAGGAAGUUACAAGUUGUGGUGCCAUGUGCACUUGAGUGGAGAAUACCCUCAUUAGGUUGAGUUUAUUCAUGUUGGCAGGGGUGUAAACUAUAAGGAUCUUCUUGGCCCCUGUUGAAGAUGGGAGAUCACAUCAUGGUAUUUCUUUGGGUGGAUGUGAAUGUGAAGUACUUAUCUAUAAGUCAGUUGCUAAAAGAAGUUCUAUAAUGCUUUUUUCUUGUUUUCCAUUAUUUUCAGUUCUUGUGGGAUGUUCUAGCUCUUGGUUUUGACUAUUCGCAAUGUAAUUGUACACGCUUUGACAAUUUUAUAGUUCCCUCCAAUUGGCAUUGUGUUGUAAAAGAUUGUAGCAACUGAGUACUGAACAUGUUUGGUAUCUACGCAUUAGUCAGAACUCAAAGGAAUAUAUGAAAUGGCCCACAUGGUUUAGUUUUUUUA
Molecule: messenger RNA, 1032 nt
Organism: Glycine soja
Lineage: Eukaryota; Viridiplantae; Streptophyta; Magnoliopsida; Fabales; Fabaceae
Exons: 3
Coding region: 52-396 (114 amino acids)
Cellular component (GO): respiratory chain complex IV; mitochondrion
Source: RefSeq, a predicted model, not a curated record